ACUCUUUCUCGCCUCUUUUCCCUCCAUCCAAUCACUCCCCUUAGCAAUGGCUGCUCCAUGUCUGAACCAGCCUCAUCUCUCACUAUCUUCGUCCUCUUCAUUCUCGUGUUCCUCAUACUCAGCUUCGUCAAUUUCUCUGCUCAGUUUCUCGACACCUCCAAUCCCUUCAUUUUCUUCUUCCAAAUCCACCUUCUUUAAUCCACUCUCCAAGAACUUUAGGCACGUUGAAUCCACACCGCGAACUAGCAUCAGCAAUUGGCCGGUGAUUCGUAUGUCAUGGGACGGUCCUCUCGCUUCCGUUAAAUUGAUGAUUCAGGGCAAAAAUUUGAAGGUGUCAGAUGCAGUUAAGCAAUAUGUUGAAGAUAAGGUUGGUAAGGCAGUUCAGAAGCAUAGUCAACUUGUUCGAGAAGUUGAUGUUUGGUUGUCUGCCCGUGGGGGAGAGUUUGGAAAAGGCCCGAAGGUUCGAAGAUGUGAGGUGACUUUGUUUACGAAGAAGCAUGGAGUCAUUCGUGCUGAGGAAGAUGCUGAGACACUAUAUGGGAGUAUAGAUUUGGUCUCCUCAAUCAUACAGAGAAAGUUAAGGAAGAUUAAGGAGAAAGAUUCUGAUCAUGGUCGCCACAUGAAGGGCUUCAACAGACAGAAAUUUGGAGAGCCGGUGAUAGAAAUGGAGGAUGAUGUAGAUGCAGUUCCCCAGCAAGAGGAAGAUGGCUUUAUCGAUGAGAUUGUUCGAACCAAAUAUUUUGAGAUGCCACCUCUGACUGUCUCUGAGGCAAUUGAGCAGCUGGAAAAUGUUGACCAUGACUUCUACGGUUUUAGAAAUGAAGAAACUGGUGAGAUAAACAUUGUAUACAAAAGGAAAGCUGGCGGAUAUGGUCUCAUUAUACCUAAAGGGAAGGGCAAAGCUGAGAAACUAGAGCCUUUGGUGGUAGAGCCUGCUAGAGAACCCUCCUUGGCGGACUAAAUGGACUGGGAAAGGAAAGUCUUUUUGCAAGACAGAAAAAGUCGAGAAGAUACAAUCUGUCUAUAGAUUUUGAUGUUCAACUAUGUAACUGGAGGCUAAUGUUCCAACAGAGAAUCAUGAAUAUAGUGUUUGAGAUGAACUGAAGACAGACGUUUUGUGUAUAUGGUUAUGUCAUGUCAGUUACUAGAUUUUGAAAGAUCAUACGCACCAUUUGGUGCCUGGUGUUUGGGAAUUGGAAAACAACAUUGUAUGAUCUACCACUCUGAAUUCUGUAUAUAACUGAAUUAGUUUCAUGUUC
This is a messenger RNA of Rubroshorea leprosula, 1259 nucleotides long. NCBI's taxonomy places the organism in Eukaryota, Viridiplantae, Streptophyta, Magnoliopsida, Malvales, Dipterocarpaceae. The record is from the annotation of a GenBank genome assembly.